AUGGCUGAUACUGACUCUUUGUUUCAAACUUCGUUUUCAAUUGAAUCUAUGAAAGUAGUUGCAGAAAGCAUAGGAAUUAAUAAUCUCCCCGACGAUGCCGCCAAAGAAUUAUCAGAUGAUGUUUCAUUUAAAUUGAAAAUGAUUAUUCAAGAUUCGGUAAAAUUGAUGCAUCACGGGAAACGGGAAAAGUUGUGCACGGGAGACGUUGACAAUGCAUUGAAAAUGAAAAACAUUGAACCAGUUUAUGGGUUUUUUGUGCCCGAUCAUAUACCUUUUAGAUUUGCUUCUGGGGGAGGAAGAGAACUUCAUUUCAUAGAAGAAAAAGAAGUUGACUUAAACGAAAUAACUAGUGCUCCUCUACCUAAAUUACCGUUGGAAAUAAGUUUGCGGGCCCAUUGGCUGGUUAUAGAAGGUGUUCAACCAACAAUUCCUGAAAAUCCUCCUCCUAUUUCUAAAGAAAUGCAAAGACUCGAAAGUGUUGAUCCUAUAUGUAAAUUAAGUCACAAUCAGAAUGGAAAAGACAUCCCUGGUAAACCUACAACUGGAAAACUGCAAAAAUUAAAAAAUGUGGAAACCGUUCAUGUGAAGCAAUUGGCUACUCACGAACUUUCGGUAGAGCAACAAUUGUAUUACAAAGAGAUAACAGAAGCUUGGUCAGAUGAAGGACGAAGAGCAGAAGCACUUCAAAGUUUGGCUUGCGAUCCAGGUUUACAUGAGAUGCUUCCUAGAAUGUGUACUUUUAUCACAGAAGGAGUUAAAGUUAAUGUCGUUCAAAAUAAUUUAGCUUUGUUAAUAUAUUUAAUGAGAAUGGUUAAAGCCUUAUUAGACAAUCAAUCACUGUAUUUGGAAAAAUAUUUGCAUGAACUAAUUCCAUCUGUAGCUACAUGUAUAGUAAGCAAACAGCUUUGUAUGAGACCUGAAUUAGAUAAUCAUUGGGCACUAAGAGAUUUUGCAUCCAGAUUAUUGGCUCAAAUUUGCAAUAAUUUCAAUACAUCAACUAAUAAUGUGCAAAGUAGAAUAACCAGGCUUUUUAGUCGUGCAUUGCAAGGAGAAAAGGCUCCGCUUUCUUCUUUGUAUGGAGCUAUUCAAGGAUUAUCAGAAUUGGGAACAGAGGUUGUCAAGGUUCUUAUUUUGCCAAAAAUAAAGUUUUUAGGAGAGCGACUGGAAGCCUGUAAUGAUUCUUCAACAACUAAUUCAGACAAAAUAGCUGCAGGACAUAUAAAACCAUUAAUUGUCAAAGUGGUUGCUCCGCUACUCAAAAGUAUUAGAAAUCCACCUGAUUACCUGGAAGAGUUUUCAAAUGAUUUUGGUUACUUGGGACCAGCAUUACAUUCGGCAGUGGUAAAGGCAAGAAUGACACCUACAUCUGUAACUCAACCGAGUAAUUCGAUAAUUACCACAUCUGCAAUUCGCUCUAAUUCUCAACAAAGCAUAGUUGCUAAUCCAUCAACGUCUAGGACCCUAAUGGUUACUGGAAAUCAAACGCGCCCUGUUAUAACAGGAUCGGGUCAACAACAGAAAUAUUUAUUUUUAGCUAGACCUCCUGCACCGACUUCAUACAACACCAAAGAUAACAACAUCAACAUCGCAAGUGACCAAAGUUGUGGUCGUUUGCAUGGCCAAUUCUAG
Pediculus humanus corporis (human body louse) is the source of this 1629-nucleotide messenger RNA. RefSeq names its product transcription initiation factor TFIID subunit, putative. Gene Ontology annotation, biological process: RNA polymerase II preinitiation complex assembly; transcription initiation at RNA polymerase II promoter. NCBI's taxonomy places the organism in Eukaryota, Metazoa, Arthropoda, Insecta, Psocodea, Pediculidae. Gene Ontology annotation, molecular function: RNA polymerase II general transcription initiation factor activity; transcription coactivator activity; protein heterodimerization activity. The coding region runs from base 1 to 1629 and encodes 542 amino acids. The transcript is spliced from 7 exons. Gene Ontology annotation, cellular component: SAGA complex; SLIK (SAGA-like) complex; transcription factor TFIID complex. The record is from RefSeq and is a predicted model, not a curated record.